AUGUUGAACGAAGUGUUUCCUACUGAACAAUUGAAUACUGGUGAAGAUUUGGAUGAAUAUAAUUCCUCCAAGAGUACAGGGAAUGGGGGAGGUCAGAAUUUAGGUAAUCAAAAUGGAGUCUUUGAAGGUGGAGAAUGGGGACAGACAGAUUUUGAUUUAAUUAGUUCCAGCAUAGAGUCCUUUGAGGUGCGAGAUAUACCUCAGCCAGGACUAUUUACAUCUGAAUUUCAAAUUGAUCAACGACUACAGCAGUUUGCUGAUUUUGGGAGCUUUGAUGAUUUGUAUCUUGAUGUUGUCUCUCCGCCAUUUCAAUCAUUUGACGAUGAAUUCUGGAAGCUAAAUAAUGUCAAAUUGCAAGAUUCAGAGCUUAUUGAACCUGAGAUGAAAAGACAGUACGUGUUUCCUUCAAGGUCGCUUGAGAUUCUGAAGAAAUAUGGAAACAGGCAGAGAAGAUUGAAUGGUAAAAAGGUAAAUGUGUCGAGCUAUGAGAUGCAACGCAGUAAUUGUAGCGUUUCAAAGCUUUCAACUGAGAUAAUCAUUAAACUGGCUGCAGAAAAAUUCAUCCUGUCAAAUUCUCGAAAUAGCAGUGACAUUUCAAUGCUUAGCCACCCAUAUGCAGGUUCAAUUUUAUGCCCCUCUACAGAAGAUUCUAAAGAAAUUCAGCUUGUCCAGAAUCUUCUGUCAUCUGCAGAAAAAGUAGGCGAGAAGCAGUAUGAACGUGCGAUCAAGCUCAUGCGUGAGUGUGACAGAACGAGUUCCAGUGAAGGAACUCCUGUUCAGAGAUUAGUCUUUUAUUUCAGCGAAGCUCUUUAUGAGAAGAUUGACAGAGAAACUGGAAGAAUUACUCCCAAGGGUUUAGGGAAGAAGUCUGAAGAUCCUCUAGAGGCAUUGAAGUGUCAAGAUUCAGUCCUGAUUGCAUUUUGCUAUGAGUUACCCCUUGCUCGUGUCACCAGCUUCGCUGCAAUUCAAGCUUUAGUAGAACAUUUAGCUGAGGCAAGAAAGGUACAUAUCAUUGACCUCGAGAUCAGGAAUGGAAUGCACUGCAUAACUUUGAUGGAAGCUCUUUCAACUAGAUGUGAAAAUCCCAUUGAGCAUCUUAAAAUCACGGCUGUGGGAAUCAAAUCAAAGGAAAAAUUAGAAGAGACGGGCAGGCGUCUGACAACCUUUGCUCAGUCCCUGAACUUUCACUUUUCUUUUGACAUUGUCGUGGAAGAAGAUAUUUUAGAUCUUAAUAUAGACCUCUUCGAGUUUGAUAAUGAUAAAGCUGUGGCUGUCUAUGCAGCGUACGCUUUGACAAGUAUGAUUGGAUGUCCAGAUAGGCUGAAACAUAUAAUGGAAGUGAUCAGAACUAUCAAUCCUUGUGUAAUGAUUGUUACAGAGAUUGAGGCAAAUUGUAAUUCUCCGAUUUUUGUGGACAGAUUUGUGGAAGCCCUCUUUUAUUAUGGUCCAUUUUUUGAUUCCUUAGCAGAUUGUAUGAAGAACGAUGAGAAAAGCAGAAGGGAUGCUGAAUCAACAUGCGUCAGUUCUGCCAUAAGAAACAUUGUAGGGACUCAGGGAAAAGAAAGAAAGUUUCGACCCGUGACUAUCAAUGUAUGGAGGGCCUUUUUCGAAAGGUUUCAGUUGGUGGAUAUAGAACUGAGCAUGUCGUCUAUGUAUCAAGCAAAUCUGGUGCUUCAGAACUUCACCAGUGGGAACUCUACCACGUUUGAUAUGAAUGGGAAAUUCUUAACUAUUGGUUGGAAGGGGACGCCGCUCACUUCACUUUCUGCAUGGAAGUUUCAGUGA
This is a messenger RNA of Fraxinus pennsylvanica, 1785 nucleotides long. The record is from the annotation of a GenBank genome assembly. Lineage: Eukaryota; Viridiplantae; Streptophyta; Magnoliopsida; Lamiales; Oleaceae.